AUGAUGAUCUUGAUAGCGUUUAUCGGGGACAAAGUCUUCUUCCUCUUACAUAAGCGUUCUGGAAGUUUCGGGUCGCGUCGCUUUGGUGUCCGAAGUGUCGAGAUAAAGUGUCGGGGAUUUUUAAGUGUAUUUGAAGACACGGGGAGACGCAGGAAAAGGUGGAACCAUAUCACAAGUACCAUCUCUAUUGUGGCUAACAACACAUUCAAGAAAUUUAAACAUUAUAUCAAGAACAACCAUGAACAUCAUUCGUUCUUUACUUCACUGAAAUCUUUAAAGGACGAUGAUAAUAUCAUCAUUACCAGACCAGAUAAUGGUCGGGGAAUCAUUAUCCUUAACAAAGACGAUUACCAAAACAAACUACAGUCCAUACUGGAUGAUAGCUCUAAAUUUAAACGAAUUAGCUGUGAUACUGCUAGUUAUCUUUUAAAGCUAGAAGACAAAUUGAAUAGGUUGUUACGCCCUAUAAAAACAUAUAUUGGGGAAGCCACUUAUAACCUUCUCACUACUUCUGGCUCAAAACCUGGUUUCUUAUAUGGCUUGCCUAAAAUACACAAACUUGGUCAUCCCCUUCGGCCCAUCAUUUCAGCAGUUGGUACUUUCAACUACAACAUUGCCAAAUUCUUAGCGAAGAUAAUCUCCCCACUAACGAUCAGUCAGUAUACGAUAGACAACUCCUUUGCUUUUGUCAAAGAAAUUUGCUCACUAAAACCCUUACGCCCUGUUACUAUGGCCAGUUUUGACAUAGAAUCACUAUUUACAAAUGUCCCACUAAGAGAAACAACAGAAAUAAUAGUUAACAAAACUACCACUUUGACUCUAAAUGAGUUUGGUCUGGACAAAACAACCUAUGGAAAACUUUUAGACAUCGCUGCUCACCAUUCAGUAUUUAUUUUUAAUGAAUCCCUUUACACUCAAGUUGACGGCGUAGCAAUGGGAUCACCACUUGGCCCUUGUUAUGCUAAUACUUUCCUUUGUUAUCAUGAACAAGCUUGGCUCAAUAACUGCCCUUCGAGCUUCAAACCAAUUUAUUACCGUCGAUACAUGGACGACACUUUCCUGCUUUUCAGUGACCCCUCUCACAUUAAUCCUUUUAUGUCUUAUCUUAAUUCACAACACCCCAACAUUAGAUUUACCUGUGAAGCUGAACAAAACAAUAAACUAUCAUUCUUAGACACUACCGUUACAUUUCAUAAUGGUUGUUUUUCUGUAAACACCUAUAGGAAACCAACAUUCACUGGCCUCGGACUUCAUUUUCUAAGCUACUUACCUCGCAUUUAUAAGCUUAAUAGCCUGAAAACACUAAUUAACCGAGCUUACAGCAUUUGUUCCACGUGGGCCAAUUUCCACACAGAAGCUAUGUAUUUAAAGGAUUAUUUUAUCUCGAAUGGAGCUGCACGCUAUGGUGAAGUACAGAAGAGGCAGAGGGUUAAAGAGGGCUCAUUUUCAUCGACGGUGACUAGUAAGGUGAAGAAGGCGGCCUGGAACACCGUAGCAGAAAGGGUUGACGCUGUCAGCACCUCGCAAAGGACUGCCGGUGAAGUCAAGCAAGUUGACCGUCUUCAAGUCUGCCACGAAGAAAAAACUGGCAAAGAGGAAUGA
Penaeus vannamei (Pacific white shrimp) is the source of this 1602-nucleotide messenger RNA. The record is from RefSeq and is a predicted model, not a curated record. Lineage: Eukaryota; Metazoa; Arthropoda; Malacostraca; Decapoda; Penaeidae.